UGUUCGUUUACGAGUGACGCUCCACCACCACCGCACCCACCCACCGCCGCACCGACGCACCGCGCCGUCUCUCCCAUGGCGCUGACCGUGUCCGCCGGCCUGCUCGCUACCGGCGGCGGCGAGCGCAGCGCCGUGCUCGUGCGCAUCACCACGGUGCUGGCGCUGCCCGUGUGGAGCCUCGUCUGGGAUAUUCACAUCCAGAUCGCCGUGGGGAGCAGAGGCAAGGCCAAGCUCGCCUGAGGAACGACGCAUUCUAGGAGCCGUCACCGCCGCCACCAGCACCGCCACCAGCACCGCCACCAGCGCCGCCACCAGCGCCGCCACCAGCGCCGCCACCAGCGCCGCCACCAGCGCCGCCACCACCGCCGCUGCCACCAUCGCGAAUUUUGGAUACAAAUUUUUCUGGGAGACGACGGAACGAAUCGUUGCCACGAGACGCGGGUCAGCGCAAGCGAACGUCGCCGAUGAAUCACCGCGGCCAGGAGGACGAUCGAACGAACAAGAGCAUGGCCAUCUAAUCGCGACAGGCGAGGUGAACAACAAAACAACAACAACUGGAUAAAAUCAAAACAACAAAACACGGUGAAAAUAUCUCGUCGCUCACCAUCCAUCGCCAAUCGCAAGCGGCGGGGGGGGGGGGGGGGGGAUGAUGUCGCCUCCGUUGUCCGGGCCCCAGCGCCUCGCCGGCCGGGCAUCCUAACGACCCGGCAACGGUCGCCCGCCCGCCCGCGAUGGCGUCGUCCGCGGCAUCGUCCGCGGCGGCUUCGUCCGCGCCGGGCUCCUCCGGCGGCUUCUCCUCCUGGGAGGGCGGCAACGGCAGCUCGCCGUGGGGCGGCGGCGUCUCCGCGUCCGGCUCCGGCGCCAACGGCAGCGGCCCCGGCGGCGUCGGCGGUGUGGGUGGCGGUGGCGGCGUCGUGGGCGGUGGCGAGCGGCACCACCAGCCGUGCCCGCUGGGCCUGUCGCAGCGCUACGCGGGCGACGUGUGCGUCCUGGAGGCGGCGGUGCUCACGCUGCUCACGGCGCUGAUCGUCGCCGGCAACCUCACGGUGAUCUUCGUGUUCCACUGCGCGCCGCUGCUGCACCACCACACCACCAGCUACUUCAUCCGCACGAUGGCCUACGCCGACCUGAGCGUGGGCCUCUCCUGCCUGGUGCCCACACUCUCGCUGCUCCACUACGGCCCCCCGUGGGGCCUCAGCGAGCGGCUCGCCUGCAAGGCCUUCGGCUACGUGGUGUCGGUGCUCAAGAGCGUGUCGGUGGCCUGCCUGGCCUGCAUCAGCCUGGACCGCUACCUGGCGGUGACGCGGCCACUCUCGUACGGCCGCCUGGUGACGCCGUGCCGCGUGCGCUGCUCGGUGGCGGCGGUGUGCCUCUACUCGUGCGCCGUGUUCGCGCCGUCGUUCUUCGGCUGGGGCAAGCCGGGCUACCACGGCGACGUGUUCGGCUGGUGCGCCCGCUCCUGGCGGACCAACGCGGCCUACACGGCGUUCGUGGUGUGCGCGCUGUACGCGCCCGCCGCCUCCGUCGUGUGCUUCACCUACGCGCGCAUCUUCCGCAUCUGCCGCCAGCACACGCGGCAGAUCCGCGAGCGCCGCGCCCGAUUCCCCAACCGCGACGCCGACGCCGGCGGCGAUGACGACGACGACGGACGACGCGGGGCGCCGGGGCCGUGCGGCGGGGGGAGCGGCAGGUCGGCGGCGUCGUCGGCGGGCACGGCGAACUCGGCGCCGGACCGGCGCUACGCCACGGUGCUGUUCCGCAUCACCAGCGUGUUCUACGCGUUGUGGCUGCCCUACAUCGCCUACCUGCUGCUGGAGAGCGCGCGCCUCGUGGACAGCGCGCCCGUCUCCUUCCUCACCACGUGGCUGGCGAUCAGCAACAGCUUCUGCAACUGCCUCGUCUACAGCCUCUCGACCAGCGGAUUCCGCCUCGGCCUCCGUCGCCUCUCGGGCGCCGUCUGCGCCGCCUGCGCCGCCAGCGGACGCGCCGCUCGGGGCCCCUCCCUCGCCGGCAGCACGGCCGGCGGGCAGAACGGGGCGCCGUUCCGGGCGGUAGCUGGCACCGGCGCCGGCGAGGGCCUGGGGCUCGGCUUGGGGCUGGGGGGUGACCCGUGCGAUAUUUGACCGUUCCCCCUCCACCCCCGUCCGUGGCCACACCGGCGGCAUUUGCCUGGCGGUCUGAUUCCGGCGGAGUAUUUCCGGCGGUGCGAUUUUGGUGGCGUGAUUCCGACGGUGUGUUUCUCGGCGGUGUGAUUCUGGUGGUGUGUUUUUUGCGGUGGUUACGAUUUCGGUGGUGUGUUUCCAGUGGUGUGACUUCGGCGGUGUGAUUUCGGCGGUGUGAAUCUGGUGGGUGCGACCCCGGUGGGAUCGUCGCCGUUAAACCGCAGCCCAGCUGGGAGAGCAUGGGUUUUUGACCCGGGGCCGCUGGUGGGGCGGGUUCCGGCUGGUUGUCUUGGCGUCCCGGAUGAUGACGACAUCCCUUCCUGUCGCCGAUUUUAAUGGUGCAGCGAGCAUCUGUGCUGUGCGGAAAUGCCGCCGCCCCCCUUCCUCCCUUCCACCCCCUCGCCAACUCUGGGAUUGAACCCAGGAGGUCGGGGCAAGCGGCCACUUCACCUGAGCAGCAACGCAGUUGGGAUUGCGAUGGGCCAAGCGUGGUGGUUCAACUCGGGGAGAAAACUUUACGGCAAAUUCACCCGCGGUGGCCACUCCGCUCACCGCAGGUCGUCGCCGGCCCUGGUAACCGGAGCCCAGUUUGCGGGAAGGUCCCGACAGUGGCCGAAUGACAUCUCGUCUCUCCCCGGGAGAUGGAGACGGUGAGGAGGAGGAGGUGGGGUCGAGGGAGGGAGGAGCGAGGUUUUGGCUUUGUUACCGAGCGACGGUGCAGCCGUCUUGGCGUUCGUUGAGCAUGACGCGAGCUUGGGGGUUCCCAGAAUGCCACGGGUGUUGGUGGGUGCCAGCUGCCCCCGGCCGCCCUCCCCCUCCAAUUAUCAACGAUCACGGCCUGGAUGGAUGGAUGGAGAAAAUUGAUGGCUGGCGAAAUUGACCGGUGCCGCAGAAAAGGAACCCCGGCGGAUUUUGAGGGCGACGCGUCGGAUGGAACGAGUCGGAUGGAAGGCGUCGGGUGGAACGCGUCGGAUGGAACGCGACGCGCCGGACCCCUGGACGGGCGGAGAAGGAGACGACGAAGAUGCGGAUGAGACGCUGGUGGAAGGGGGUUGUAGCGGGGGGGGGGGGGGCGGGUGCGGAACAGCAAACGGUGUCCGUCCGUGCUGAGAUUCGUCGUCGUCUUCUCGCCCGGAGAGACAAGGCUGGGCCGCUGCAGCGCAGGCCGGUCCGGUGGAAUCUCUCUCGUCCUCUCCCCCGCCACGGGCUGCCGGUAGCGGCGUGCGCGUUGAGUCCCGAGCGAGGGGUGGGCGGAUCGCCCUGAGAUGGGCGGACGGAGCGCGAGGAGGUGGACACUUCGGCUUUGCUCGACCGUGGUACCGCGGCCGUUGGCAAAAUGUUCCCCUCACCCCCCCUCACCCCCCCGAGCCCCCCCCCUCACCCCCACCGUGCGUGUCGUUCACGCUCCUGCUGGCGUGGCCGGCGCCGGUUCACGACGUGGGUCGAGAAUUAUUUUGGCGACUCAACUCCAACGAUUCGGCAGCGCCUCUCUCCGCUACCGCCGCCAUUAACCGCCGCCAUUAACCACCGUAGUUGACCGCUACCGUUAACAACCGCAGUUGUUAACCGUUGCCGUUAACUGUCACGGGUAACCGUCGUCAUUAACGGCCGCCGUUAACCGCCGCCGUUAACCGCUGCCACUGUUGACGCCGCCACGUGUCAUCGAACAGAUGCCGCGUGCUGCUCGUUAUCGUUGUUCCGGGGUGGGGGGGGAUUUGGGCCGAUCAAAACUGGCA
This is a messenger RNA of Lethenteron reissneri (Far Eastern brook lamprey), 3898 nucleotides long. Its product is annotated as G-protein coupled receptor 52-like. The record is from RefSeq and is a predicted model, not a curated record. Gene Ontology annotation, cellular component: membrane. Lineage: Eukaryota; Metazoa; Chordata; Hyperoartia; Petromyzontiformes; Petromyzontidae. Gene Ontology annotation, biological process: G protein-coupled receptor signaling pathway. Gene Ontology annotation, molecular function: G protein-coupled receptor activity.